Molecule: messenger RNA, 1624 nt
Organism: Cervus elaphus (red deer)
Lineage: Eukaryota; Metazoa; Chordata; Mammalia; Artiodactyla; Cervidae
Gene: MRFAP1
Product: Morf4 family associated protein 1
Exons: 3
Coding region: 187-570 (127 amino acids)
Source: RefSeq, a predicted model, not a curated record
CGUCGCCCUCUACUGACGUGCGCGAGCCCGCAGCUAGUUCCCCCAGCGGCACGGCCGUAAAGAGGCACGGCGGUGUCGUGAAAGGGGCAGCAACACUCAGGGCGCUGGUUGACGGCUGAGCCUCCAUUUUGUCCUCCGCUUCUCUGCUCCCGCCUCGCGUCCUGUGGUUCGGGAAGAGCGGGGAAGAUGCGGCCCUUGGACAUCGUGGAGCUGGCGGAGCCGGAGGAGGUGGAGGUGCUGGAGCCUGAGGAGGACUUCGAACAGUUCCUGCUGCCGGUCAUCAACGAGAUGCGCGAGGACAUCGCGGCGCUGUCCCGCGAGCACGGGCGGGCCUACCUGCGGAACCGGAGCAAGCUGUGGGAGAUGGACAAUAUGCUCAUCCAGAUAAAGACGCAGGUGGAGGCCUCGGAGGAGAGCGCGCUCAACCAUCUGCAGAAUCCGGACGACGGAGUCGAGGGCCGGGGGACCAAAAGGUGCGAGAAGGCGGAGGAGAAGGCCAAGGAGAUCGCGAAGAUGGCAGAGAUGCUGGUGGAGCUGGUGCGGCGGAUAGAGAAGAGCGAGUCGUCCUGAAGGAGGGUCGGCGGUUUACAGCCAAUGGAUUCUGGUCAACUGAUGGAGAUUGGCUGACACCCUGGAGAAGCUGAAACCAGAGAGCCUUUUGUUUUCUCUUUCUUUCUCCCCCCUCCCCCCCCCCCCACCCCGCCUUCUGUCUACACUCUGUUCUCACUUACACUACGUUUCUGCUAUGGUCUGUGGUUAAUGACCUCAAUUUCAGUUUUGACUGUUAAAUGUUUUUGUUUGGGGAGGUAACUUUUAUUUGGAAAAUGCACUCACAAGAGUUAGGGCCUAGAUUGUAAGCUCUUGCAGCAGCCACAUUUGUUCCUGGGCUUUCGUUGUUCCUAAGUUUUGAGGUGCUUUGAUCUUUCUUGUGUGACCUGAUAGCUCCCUGGAACUUUGGGUCUGUGUGUGACAAAUGAGACUCAGAGUUGGGGUUCUCCAGCUCUGAAGGUCCUGAAGGAACUACAUUAUUUCUGGAAGAUGACUCCAUGCAGUGAUCGCUAAAGAAGCUGAAGAAGGGACCAGACUUCAACUGGGACUAUGACUGGAGCUGAUCUGGCUGGGACUGAUGAACCAGAAGAAGGGCUGGAGGAUGAUAUUAUUGUUUGGGGACUUUGAUUUAUGUGUGAGACCAAAGGAGGAGAAAUGUAUUUUGUUCAAAGUUUUAAAUUUUAUGCGGCACACUGUCCAAUGUAACCUGUCUGGUCAGCUCGUUUGAAAAAGGUAACUCAGCUUUAUAUGACACGGAACCUAGAAUAGGACACAAGCUAGGUCUCCAUAUUCUAUGUAAUGGUUGUGAUACCCUGAUACAUUUCAGGGGGUUCUGGACAUGAAAUGAAAGUGAUAUUUGCAAAGGCUCUUAAAGGUCUGGAGAAGAAAAGCAAGGGCUGUUUUGGACCCUAAACUGGACAGGGACUAGGUAUCUUCAAGAUUCGUAAAUUGUCUAGCUGUAAGUUCAUUUCAAUAGCAGACCUGACAAGCAUUUGAGGUCAAAAACCCUACCGUGUGUUUAAAAAAAAAAAUUUACCAUGUUAAUAAAAGUAUUCAUUUGCUUGGAAAGACAAAA